GUGGCAUUAACGUGAGGUAAAGAAGGAAGAAAGAAGUCAAAGGAAAAAAGAAAAAAAAUAAUAAAAAUUAGUGGAAAUAAAGUGAAGAACAAGAUAGUCCAAGAGUGAGAAGCUUUAAUAGCUUGUGAUAAAUGGGAUAAUGGUCCCAAUGUAGAAAAACUCACGACGAUGAGUAAUGAAUAGCAUCGCCAAGUAGUUAAUCAAUAAACAACAAAAAAGAGUGAACAAGAAAGAUUUUUUUUUUCAUCAUAAGCCAAAAAUUUCUUCAGUUUUUUUCUUCUCUCCUCAAACGUUGUGGCUUGGAUGAUAAAUUUCGACAACAUCCGAUAAAUAUUUGAGCCAUAUCGAACGAAAAAAAAAAAAUUAUUGUCUUCAGCAUCAACAGCCGUGACAAAAUAUUUUCUUUGAUGUGGAUUCAUCAGAUGUAAAAUGACAAAUGAAAAUACACUCGACGCAGCCGAGUCCACGACAAAUUUAACUUCGCCAGCAAAAGGAAAAGUUCAGCAACUUAAUCAUAAUGAGGUGAAAAAUUGUGAUGAUUCAACAGCUGAUGGAUAUGAGACGUGGAAUGAUGAGAGGAAGGAAGAGAAAGAAAGUAAUCCUUUAAAUCCGAAUGGAUCAAAUGGCGAUAAAAAGGAUAAAGAUCGUGAAGAGCGAGCUUUAAUUGUCUCAUUGACGCAAGGACGACCUCGAGAGACAUGGGACCAAAAGGUUGAGUUUCUCCUUGCUGUCAUUGGAUUCGCUGUCGAUCUUGGAAAUGUGUGGCGGUUUCCUUAUAUUUGCUACCAAAAUGGAGGCGGUGCAUUCUUAAUUCCAUACGUGGUCAUGUUGCUGUUAGGAGGACUGCCACUCUUUUACAUGGAACUGGCUCUCGGACAAUUUCAUCGAUGUGGAUGUCUAUCAAUUUGGCCUCGUAUUUGUCCAGCAUUAAAAGGUGUUGGAAUGGCAAUUUGUAUCAUCGACAUAUAUAUGGGAAUGUACUACAAUACGAUUAUUGGCUGGGCAGUUUACUACUUCUUUGCCUCAUUCACAACGGAACUACCAUGGAAUAAAUGCGGGAAUGAAUGGAAUACUCCAUCAUGUCUGUCUGUUAACAUCACAACGAACUUAACCAACACAUCGAGUCCUGCUCGAGAAUAUUUUGAACGAAAUGUUCUUGAGCAGUAUAAAUCUGAUGGACUAGAAUAUAUGGGUCCGAUUAAACCAUCACUUGCAUUAUGUGUAUUUGGAGUUUUUGUACUUGUAUACUUUUCAUUAUGGAAGGGGGUUAAGAGUUCUGGAAAGGCUGUAUGGGUUACAGCUCUUGCACCAUAUUUCGUCCUUGUUGUUCUGUUAAUACGCGGUGUUACCUUGGAUGGUGCAGAUGAAGGAAUCCGCUACUAUUUAACACCAGAAUGGGAGAAACUGAAAAACACAAAAGUUUGGAUUGAUGCAGCAAGUCAAAUUUUCUUCUCACUGGGUCCAGGAUUUGGUACAUUAUUGGCUUUAUCUAGUUACAACAAGUUCAACAAUAACUGUUAUCGUGAUGCGCUGCUGACUAGUUCCAUAAAUUGUCUUACAAGCUUCCUUGCUGGUUUUGUUAUUUUUUCGGUAAUAGGAUAUAUGGCAAAGAUUCAAAAUGUCGAUAUAGAUAAGGUCGGAUUGGAAGGUCCUGGACUUGUUUUCAUAGUUUAUCCCGAAGCUAUAAGUCUAAUGGGAGGCAGCACAUUCUUCUCAAUUAUUUUCUUCCUAAUGUUAAUAACCCUUGGUCUAGACUCAACAUUUGGUGGCCUCGAAGCUAUGAUAACUGCAUUAUGUGACGAAUUUCCCGAUACAAUAGGAAAACGUCGCAAACUUUUCGUCCUAGUUCUUCUUGCAUUUAUUUAUAUCUGCGCUCUACCGACAAUGACAUAUGGUGGCGUUUAUUUGGUCAAUUUUUUGAAUGUCUAUGGGCCAGGUCUUGCGAUUUUAUUCGUCGUCUUUGUUGAGUCUGCUGGAGUCUUUUGGUUUUAUGGAGUUGACAAAUUUUCUGCUGAUAUCGAGCAAAUGCUUGGAAAAAAGCCGUCAUUAUAUUGGAGAGUUUGCUGGCGUUAUGUAUCACCAACUUUUCUUUUUGUAAUUUUGAUAUUUUCAAUCAUAAAUUCAGGAAAUAUGUUAGGGGAAGAAUAUGCAUAUCCAGACUGGGCAUUUCCCUUAGGAUGGGUUCUAACACUUUCAUCUGUGAUUUGUAUCCCACUUUAUAUGAUUUACAAGUUUGACAAGACCCGAGGAAGUUUUAAGAGGAAAAUAAGAACAAUGUUCAAGCCAGAGCCUCUUGUACCCAUGACUGGUCAAAUAAGCACAAUGAUCAGCACCGUUUGACAAGGCAUACAAUCAAGUCAGAAUCCAACAGUAUAGGACCAUCAACAGCAACAUCACAAAAUUGUUAUCUAAAACAAGAUAAUUUAACAAUUUGGUAAAGAAAGUUCCCAACAACAUUAGAUGCUAACAAAUUUUUAGAGUUAAAAUUUAACAGGAAAAACUAGAAUUUUUGCUAUAUGAAUGUUAAGAAUUAAGAGAGAUUGUUCCUAAUAUGCGAAUGUUAAAUUUGCUAUUUUGAAAUGGACGAGAUGAAAAGUUUUAUUUUAGAUGAGAAACAAAAAAAAAAUGGAAAGAAUCUAUUUAUUCUAGUCAUAAACUGUUGUCAAUGUUGCAAAAUGAUUUUCUAGAAAAAAUUUAAGUAAAACAUUCCAUUUUCAUAUUGAAAGCUUCAAAAUUAAGGAAGAAAGUCCCUCGUACAACGCAAAAAGUAAAGGAUAUGAUAUUGAACCAACACUGCAUACUAUAAAAUAUUAAUUAAUCCAUCAAAUGUUUCUAUUUAAAGUGCUUUUUGCAUUCAAAUUAAAUUAUUAUUGAUAAAAUUUCGUAUUAAUUGGAAGUAUAUGAAUCAUAUUACUCAGAUUAGGAUAAAAUAUACAUUUAUACAACAUUAAUUAAACUGCUAUGAGAAUACAAUAAGAAAUUAUGGACGUUCUGGGGUUGCUGAAUGUUAUUUAAAUCUUGUUUGAGGUAUUUUUUUGACAAUCAGAAUAUCAAAUCGUGAAUUAGCACAAAAUCAAUAGUCCAAUUUAAAGCAUUUGAUCAAAAUUAAGCCAAAAUAAAUUAUCUAUUGGAUCUUAUAUCCAGGAAACAAUUAAAUCUACUAGACUUCAGCAACCUUGAGAUAAUGAAUCAGAAAUUAAUUCCCAAAAUCAAAGAAUUAUUACGCUACUGUAGGUAAAAAGGCUGGGAACAAAUGGCAGCAUGGAGAAGAUUUCGAUGACAGCCAUAUCGAAAGAUUUUCAUAAGCCAUUUCAGGAACGAAUAAUAAACAUUAUGGAAUGUUAAAUUCUAAGCAGACUUGAGCAAUUAACGAAUUUCAUCGCAGCUAUAUGAUUUUCAAGUUGUUCAAGGCAUGCGAGGAAGUUAUUGUUUUUCGGAUACAUUAUUUGUUAUUAUUGUGUCUAUGUUCAAUUUGUUCAAAUGCUUUCAAUGCAUUUUUUCACAGCCAUAAAAACUGCAUUGAAGGCACAAAUGUCAUUUAU
This is a messenger RNA of Chironomus riparius, 3542 nucleotides long. Lineage: Eukaryota; Metazoa; Arthropoda; Insecta; Diptera; Chironomidae. The record is from the annotation of a GenBank genome assembly.